AGCUGCAAUACCAGGCUUGGUCGCUGAGCCCCGGUGGAUUGCGAAAGUAUGCACUGUUCCCGAGGGGGUUGGGUUUACCGGAUGACGCGCUGAAACAAAGAUGGCUGCGCCCAUAGUAAAUUAGUUGAGUUGUAUAUUCUUUGCAUUGGUACCACGUUGGUCGUUAAUGUCGAUUUUGAAUGCUCCUAAACACUUAAUUACAUUUCUGCUUUAAUCUGGUCACCAAUUUAUGCAUUGCAUGGUAUUGUUGGGCAUGCAAUUCAAUGUAAAUGUUUGUUUUCAAGCCGGUUUGCUAAAGAGGCUAAUGUAGCAAACAACAAAUGACAGCCUGCUCCUGCCCUUCGUGGCAAGGGAAUAAGAGCACUUCUUGAAAUAGGCGAAAAUAGCAAAAUAUUAUUUAAAUGUAAACGGAGUUACUUUAAAUGCUAAGUCGAUAACUGAUGGAUGUUCAGGAGUUCUUUGUAAACCAUUUCAGGUUUUGUUGUUACCAUAUGCAAGUGGUAAUAAAGCCUUAAUCUUUCAAACUUAGUCCUUCUCGACCGCUCGUAUUUUGUUGGGUCUUUAUCCACAACAGAGUAAAGUAUGUUAAUAAACAUGUCACCGUGCGGACCAACUUUGGAAGAACAGCUUUCGUCCAUAAUGGACGUACUUGCGAAAGCUGCUGUAUCUGAAAUUAGCCAACUGUUUUCGGAAGGCUCGGCUACCCUUCGAUUACAAAUAACUCGGAGCCUGAAAGAAAACCAAGCGCUGAGGAAAAGGAUGAAGGUGAUGAGGAGUGAGCUGUUUUCUUUGCGGCUUCAAACGAGAUCAAAUGCAUCGUGUGCGGCAAGUCGUUUUACCCUGGCUCGAGCCAACAUCUGCAAACCACAGACUAAACCACAGGGAGAUGAACACUGCGAUGUCUUUGGAGACCGCAGCACACAGCGCGACACCACCUCAGAGAGUCUUCACGCCCCGGGCUCCUCCCACAUGUCCAGUCACAGCGAGGAGCUGAGGAUCCUGAGCGUCUAUGGAAAAGGGGAGGGCCCACUGGCGCUCGACGGCUAUGACACCCUCUUUACCGCGUCCAAACGGGAGGCCAAGAACUCUCUGUCUGCAGAUCACAGCGUGGACAAGGGCCUUGAGUGCGGCGAGCAGCUGGUCCGCCACGAGGAGCUGACUGUGCAGCAGCAGACCACAGACACCACUUUAAUCAAGGAUGAAGAGGAUAUUGGUGGAGGCAUGCCCGCUGUAGAAGACUGCGUUGACUUUGGUGACUGCAGCACACAACAUGACGCCACCUUGAAUAGUCUACAUGUGGACGCCUCUGGCUCUUCCCACAUGUCAAGUCACAACGGAGAGCUGCGGAUCCUGAGUGUCUAUGGAAAAGGGGAAGAACCACUGGCGGUUGAUGGCCAUGACAACCUCUUCACCGCGUUCGAACCGGAGGCUCUGAGCUCGCUGUCCGCAGAACGCAGCGUUGCAAAGAGCCUGGAGCGUGGAGAGCAGCUGGUCCACCGUGAGGAGCUGACCGGGCAUCGGGGCAGCGGCAAGGACCGGCCCGGUGUGUUGUCUGUUGAGGGUUUUCCAGAAAAUACCAAUUUGACCAUCCACAUGCGUACCCAUACCGGCGAGAAGCCGUACGGCUGCGACCAAUGCACAAAGCGCUUCCAAAUGAAAGGCAGCCUGAAGAUCCACCUGAGGACUCACUCCGGGGAGAAGCCCUACAGUUGUGAGCAAUGCGUGAAGCGCUUCAAUCAGAGCUCCGACCUGAAGGUUCACAUGUGGACUCACUCCAGGGAGAAGCCCUACAGGUGUGACCAAUGCGUGAAGAGCUUCACUAAGAGCUCCAACCUGAAGAUCCACAUGAGGACUCACUCCGGGGAGAAGCCCUACAGGUGUGACCAAUGCAUGAAGAGCUUCGGGCGGUGCUCCAGCCUGAAGUGCCACAUGAGGACUCACUCAAGGGAGAAGCCCUACAGAUGUGACCAUUGCGUGAGGUGCUUCAGUCAUAGCUCCGACCUGAAGAUCCACAUGAAGACUCACUCCGGGGAGAAGCGCUACAGGUGUGACCAAUGCAUGAAGUGCUUCGGACAGAGCUCUCACCUGAAGAACCACAUGAGGAUACACUCUGGGGAGAAGCCUUACAGGUGUGACCAAUGUGUGAAGAGCUUCAGUCAGAGCUCCAGCCUGAAGUCCCACCUGAGGACUCACUCCGGGGAGAAGCCCUACAGGUGUAACCAAUGCGUGAAGCGCUUCAGUCAUAGCUCCGACCUGAAGAUCCACAUGAGGACUCACUCCGGGGAGAAGCCCUACAGGUGUGACCAAUGCAUGAAGUGCUUCGGACAGAGCUCUCACCUGAAGAGCCACAUGAGGACUCACUCUGGGGAGAAGCCCUGAAGGUGCAACGCCAGCCUCAGCGACCCUAGCAAUUUGCGUUGGCACAUGCUGAAGCCCAGAGGCAAUUGGGUGCUUUGACACGGGUAACGGGACGUUUUGAUUGAAACCUCUAUCCUGUAUUCGUUGAAAUGACUGCUGUAGAUUUUCCUUUCUUCAUGAUUAUAGAUGCUCUCCAACUUUUCAUUUGAUUUCUGUUUUUAUUGUUCUAAAUAAUUAACCCUUUAACUGCCGCACCAAGAAAGCUGCUAUGUAAAAAAUAUUUUUUUGCAUUUUGUAUUCCCUUGGGUUGAUAAUAAUCAGAAUAAAAUGUAUUUUUUUCAAAAGAACCCACAGUUCUUUAAAUAUCAGCCUCUACCAAACGGUUGAGAUGUCACUUAAUGGUUAAAGUACCGGAACUCUGACAAAUACAACAAAUAGUAGAAAAAAUC
This is a messenger RNA of Gadus morhua (Atlantic cod), 2807 nucleotides long. RefSeq names its product zinc finger protein 2 homolog. Gene Ontology annotation, molecular function: DNA-binding transcription factor activity, RNA polymerase II-specific; RNA polymerase II cis-regulatory region sequence-specific DNA binding. The transcript is spliced from 4 exons. NCBI's taxonomy places the organism in Eukaryota, Metazoa, Chordata, Actinopteri, Gadiformes, Gadidae. Gene Ontology annotation, biological process: regulation of transcription by RNA polymerase II. The record is from RefSeq and is a predicted model, not a curated record. Bases 583 to 2379 code for a protein of 598 amino acids.